Molecule: messenger RNA, 837 nt
Organism: Hibiscus syriacus
Lineage: Eukaryota; Viridiplantae; Streptophyta; Magnoliopsida; Malvales; Malvaceae
Product: secretory carrier-associated membrane protein 1-like
Exons: 12
Coding region: 1-837 (278 amino acids)
Biological process (GO): protein transport
Cellular component (GO): recycling endosome membrane; trans-Golgi network membrane
Source: RefSeq, a predicted model, not a curated record
AUGAGCGCUUUCGAUGAGGACGCCGUGAAUCCUUUCUCAACUCUAGGUAGCGUUCCACCUGCUAUAUCAAGGCUUUCACCCCUUCCUCCUGAAUCGUAUGAACGUGGUGCACCAAUAGAUAUUCCUCUUGAUACUUCUGCCAAGAGUUUAAAAGAAAAGGAGAAGGAACUUCGAGAAAAAGAGGCUGAACUGCAAAGCCUAGAAGAGGAUCUGAGAAGGAAGGAGGAAGCACUUGCCCGAUCUGGAGUAGAAAUAGAGGAGAAAAAUUGGCCGCCAUUCUUUCCUAUUAUUCAUCACGACAUUGCAAAGGAAAUACCCAUCCACCUGCAACAUAUGCAAUAUGUUGCUUUCACGACAUUGCUAGGUUUGCUUCUGUGCCUUACAUGGAAUGUAAUAGCUGUUACUACAGCCUGGAUCGAAGGACAAGGUCCAAUAAUUUGGUUACUUGCCAUCAUUUAUUUGAUAACUGGGGUUCCCGGAGCCUACUAUGAGUGGUAUUGGCCUCUAUAUCGUGCCAUGAGGACUGAUAGUUCAUUCAAUUUCGGAUGGUUUUUCUUGUUUUACUCGUUCCAUGUCGCCUUUUGUGUCUUUUCUGCAGUUGCUCCUCCAUUUUUUUUCAGGUGGAACUCUUUAACGGGCAUUAUGCCUGCAAUAAGCCUUUUCAGAUAUAGUGCAUCAGCUGGGAUAUUCUACUUCAUCGGUUUCGCAUUCUUUUGCCUCGAAUCGCUACUUAGUAUCUGGUUAUUCAGGUUCGUUUUAAUGUACUUCCGUCGUAGUGGUAAAGCCGCGGAAAUAAAGCGCGAGGCUGCAAAGAAAGCCGUCGCGGCAUCGCUAUGA